AUGGCGGCGGUUCGAUAGUAAAUGCGGCAAGAAGAGGAAGAAGAUGACUGUGACCAGUGGAUACAAGCCCAGAUGUUUUCUGGACGUAGAAAUAGGUGGCCAAUCUGUGGGACGGAUCAUAGUUGAGCUAUUCUCUGAUGUUACCCCAAAGACAUGUGAAAACUUUCGUGCAUUAUGCACAGGAGAAAAGGGGGUUACCCAGAAAACGGAACAAUCCCUCCAUUACAAAGGUGCUCCUUUCCAUCGUGUAGUGAAAGAUUUUAUGAUUCAAGGUGGAGAUUUCACCAAAGGUGAUGGAACUGGGGGCGAGUCAAUUUAUGGAGGGAUGUUCCCAGAUGAAAAUUUUAUUUUAAAAAAUGAAAAAGAAUUUCUCCUUUGCAUGGCAAAUCGUGGAAAGGAUACAAAUAGUUCACAGUUCUUCAUAACAACAAGACCAGCUCCACACUUAGAUGGAGUUCAUGUUGUGUUCGGUCAAGUGAUCCAAGGUCAGGAGAUAGUCCGUCUCAUAGAAAAUCAAGAGACGGAUGCAAAAAGUCGACCUCUCAAAGAGGUGUGCAUUGCCAAUUGUGGGGAAUUGGUCCUGCAAAUGAAGUCCAAAGGAAAGAAGAAGAAGAAAGUUUCAGAAUCCGAGUCAGACUCUGCGUCAGAAUCAGGGUCAGAAUCAGGUUCAGCCAGUGAUGGAGAUGUUAAAAAACGCAAACGUAGAAAGAAACAAAAGAAAAAAGAUUCCAAACGGAAAAAGAAGGACAAGAAGAAGAAGAAAGAUAAAGAGGAAAAAGAAGAAGAGGAGGGUACUAAAGAACCAGAGAUAACUACAGUCUUUGCUUCAAUUAGACCUGAUGAAAUUCCUGAUGUGCCAUCUCAGAAGUUCCUGAUGAGGGAAAACCCUAGCAAAGAUCAGGAUGAAAAAGCCAAGUCACCUCCUGGCUUUGGUCAGCGGCGACCCAUUGACAGGAUCCCAUAUAGUUCCCAGAUUAAAAUCACACGGAGUGGACGUAGGAUCAAGGGUCGUGGAACAGUACGCUACAGGAGUCGUAGCCGAAGUGAAACCCCACCCCACUGGCGGCAAGCCAUGCAGAAGCCACAACCAAUGGAUUAUGGGGACAGACAAGAUGAGGACCAAGGAAAUCGGUGGGUCAGAGGGGAUAGAUUACCUCAGACACGUGGAGAACGAGGUAAUCGGAGAAUGUCUGAUCGGGAUCGUAAUACUGAACAAAGAGAGUAUGGUCAAGGUGAAGGUAACCCUCGAUGGGGGCGGGAGGCCAUAAGAAGCAGAGGUAAUAGAGAUGAUGAGAGAACACAAGGUCGCAUCCGUGACAGGCAGCCCCUUAGGGAGAGGUUCAGACAAGGUCACGAGGAAAGGGAAGAUAAAAAUGACGAGGAAGACGAAGAUAAUGGAAAGAAAAAACACAAGAAAGAUAAAAGUCACAAGAAACAUAAAAAGCACAAGAAAACAUCUAAAAGGCACAAAGACAAGAAGGGGAGUGAUGAUGAUGAAGAAGAUAGAAAAAAGACGAGACAGCCUAGUGUGUCAGAUGGAGAAGGCGUGUCCCGGUCACCCUCUCCUAGAUCAGGCAAGGAGACAAAAUAUGAGGCUGGACGUUCUGAAGUAGAGCGCAAUGGUCAUUCUGAAGGAGGAAGAUUUAAUGAGCGUAGAGAUUUCAGAAGAUCAACUACAGACAAUAGCAAUAACUCAGAUAGAGGAAGACAUGAACGGAGGAGGUCAAGGUCACCAGAGACCAGGUCAAAACCACCAGUUCGUAGGAGGUCAGUGUCGAGAGAUCGUCAUCGUUCUAAAUCCAAAUCUCCCAGUCAUAGACCAUCUUCUGAUUCACGUGGUCGAAGGAGACGAUCUACAGACUCAGAGUCUGAAGAAGAUAGCAGAUCCAGAUCAAAGAGGCAAAAUAGACAAAGGUCAAGGUCAUCAAGUUCUAGUAGAAGCAGGUCAAGGUCACGAGGCCGUUACCAGCGUGAUGGUGGAAGACGAGGCAGGCGGGAUGAUGAAAGGCGUCCCAGGGUCAUGCCAGGUAUCAGACCAGUGAGAAUCAAGUCUGAUAGCCCCCCUCCUACACACUGGAAACCAGGACAGAAACCUUGGAAGGUCAAACCACAGGACAGACCACUCACAACAAAGGAUGUCCUGGGAGUAACUGAUCUCAAAGACAAAAGUCCACAGAAAUCAGGUGUCAGUUCAGGAGACAGUCAAGUGAAUCAAAAUCGUAUCGGUUCUCCUGUCAAACUUCCUGGUCACCACCAACAGUCUGAUGAUAGUGAUGACAGUGACCGUUCUUCCAGCCCAGGUAUUGAUAUAUCAAAAGGCCGCAGAUCCAGUGGAUCAGACCCGUCACGAGAAACAAGGUCCAUUCACAUGGAGAAUGAUAUGAAAGGAAGAUCUGAGCAGGAUAGCCAGAGGAAUGUUCACAUUGGGAGUAUGUCGGAACAACGGUCUGUCCAACUGAGCAAAAUAGAGGACGACUCUUACAGAAGAGACCAUGUACCGGCCAGUAAAAUUCAGUAUGAUUUGGCUGAGCAAGAAGAUCCAAUCAGGGCAAGUCCUGUUAGAAAGGAAUCAAAGUCCAAGCCAAGACAUUCAUCAGAUUCUAGGUCUGAAAGUUCAUAUAAUGCAUCAGAUUCUUCUGAAGAUUCGGAUGCUUCUGUUAAAUCGGAAGAGGAACAAAGACGUACUGUUAGAAAAGUAGAGGAGCGCAUCAAAUGGCAGCCACCUCCAGACCCUGAGGUACCAGAACGGGAGGAAAUUCCUCGAGUUGUUAACAAGCAACCGGAGGACGUGAACAGGACAUCUGUGAGGAUUCGGACUCCGCCACUACCUCCAAUGGGACAAGUGGCCGAGGCUGCAUCAGAGAUGGCCAGGAAGAAAAAUAGAUGGGAUGUGCAUGCUCCAGCAGUUGUACCAGAGAGAACCAUAGUGAGUGUUCCACUACCCAACAAACAACCUUCACCUUCUCGCUCUUCAAGGUCAUCUUCACGGUCAAGGUCACCAUCAGAUUCAUCAGAGAGUUCAAGGUCAAGAUCACAAUCUCCAACAAGCAGUUAUCUCUAUGGAGAUAAGAAACCAUUGGAUCAUGGUGAGACUACCCCAGUGGCUCCAGUUAAACAGGUUGAGGAUUUUGCUUCACAAUCUCCUAUUACAAAGUCUUCUUCUAAAUCUCCUGCCAAAUCGGACAAAGGCAGAGGCAAUCUUAUACCUGUUGUCACAAACAUAGAGAGUGUUGCCCUACAGGGUGGACGCUCACUGGAUCUAAACAUGCUCAGUCCUGGCAACAUACCAUUCCCCACUGAAAAUAUAGAAAGCAACAAAGACAAAACAUCCAAAGGUUCUGAAAAGAAGAGUUCUCCAGAGGAACCACCUAAAAAAAGUCUAGAUGAAAGGUUAAAAGAUUUCACAGCAGGGAUCAGUGGUUCUAAAUCCUCACUUGCUCCUUCCAAGGACAAAAGUAGAUCAAGAAGCAGGUCAUCAGACACUUCACCAAAGAAGAAAUCCUCUCCUAGGAGAUCAUCCAACAGAUCUGGUAGCAGAAACCAGGAUCGUAGUAAAUCGCCUCAUAGAUCUCAGAAGAAAAGUCGGUCAAGGUCUCGAGGAAAAAGCUAUUCCAAAUCACCAAUUCGGUCAAGAAGGCGAACUUCCAAGUCACCUAUUCGCUUGAGGAGAAGAAGUCAUUCAAAGUCCCCAAGACGUUCACGUGGGAAAAGCAGAUCAAAGUCCCCUUAUCGUAGAGGAAGAAGCCGUUCACGAUCUCCACAGCGAAGAAGGAUUUCCCCCGCAAGGUAUUCACCUGUACCACCAAGAAGGAGGUCUCGCAGUCCCCGUAGAAGGUCAAGGUCACCUAGAAGGUCAAGAUCAAGAAGGCGAUCCCCAUCUCCCAGAAGAAGGUCUAGGUCGCCAAGACGUCGUUCACGUUCAAGGUCAUUAAGAAGGAGGUCUGUGUCACCACGAAGACGAAGUUUAUCCAAUCGCAGGAGGUCAUCGGUUCGAAGGAGACGAUCGAGGUCCAGGUCAUCUAGGAGAAGAUCACCAAGGAGGCGUAGUAUCUCUCCUAGACGUCGUAGUCGAUCAAGGUCUAGGAGACGUUCUCCACCUAGACGCAAACGAAGUCCUUCCAGGGAUAGACGAAGGAGACGCAGCAGGUCGGGGUCAGCAUCAUCCAGAAGUCGGAGCAGAAGUCGUAGCCGCCGUAGGAGGCGUUCCAGCAGCUCACGUAGUCGAAGCCGGAGUAGACGUCGCAGACACAGAAGCUCCAGCUCUGAUAGCGACUGAAUAUUUAGUAGUGGAUUAUAGAUUCAAGUCCAUUGAGAUUUCUUACUGCAGGAAUUUUUUUAUGCUUUGGAGAUUUUCUCCUUGAUUUUAUCAAUUCUUAUUUUUAAUAAUUGAUAGGGAAGACGCUGCAACCAGAUUAAGGGCACAUGAUAUUUAGAAUUUUCUUCAUGUAAAUUUUUAAUAUGAUUGUGGCUUGUCCAAUUAAAUAUUUAUUGCACAAAGCCAGUUUGGAGUAAAGCACAAUGUACAGAUAUCUCAUCAUGAUUAAAGGAUUUCAGAUGA
This is a messenger RNA of Ylistrum balloti, 4558 nucleotides long. Its product is annotated as peptidyl-prolyl cis-trans isomerase G-like. Lineage: Eukaryota; Metazoa; Mollusca; Bivalvia; Pectinida; Pectinidae. The record is from RefSeq and is a predicted model, not a curated record. Gene Ontology annotation, molecular function: peptidyl-prolyl cis-trans isomerase activity. The transcript has 22 exons. The coding region runs from base 44 to 4276 and encodes 1410 amino acids. Gene Ontology annotation, biological process: protein folding; protein peptidyl-prolyl isomerization. Gene Ontology annotation, cellular component: intracellular membrane-bounded organelle.